Molecule: messenger RNA, 2464 nt
Organism: Perognathus longimembris pacificus (Pacific pocket mouse)
Lineage: Eukaryota; Metazoa; Chordata; Mammalia; Rodentia; Heteromyidae
Gene: Ctu1
Product: cytosolic thiouridylase subunit 1
Exons: 3
Coding region: 278-1396 (372 amino acids)
Biological process (GO): tRNA wobble position uridine thiolation
Cellular component (GO): cytosolic tRNA wobble base thiouridylase complex; mitochondrion
Molecular function (GO): tRNA binding
Source: RefSeq, a predicted model, not a curated record
GAGAAGCCCGACAGCGUAUUUAGGAAGUAGGCAGAACAAAAACAGAACCGCAAGCGUUGUCGGGAGUUGUAGGCAAGGCAGACUCGAAGACGCUGGUGUCUUGGCAGGACUGUUGCAUUCUGGGAGCCAUAAGCCGGGCUGUUCCAAAGCCUUCUGGGAGUCGUAGUCUCAGAGCCACUUCCGUGCCCAGUUUCCGCGUUCUAGGCGCGUGGAGCUCCGCUCCGCGUUUCGUCCGGACGAAGGCCGACCUCUCCCACCAGGUCUCGGUGAUACGACCAUGCCGGCCCCGACAUGCGCCUCCUGCCAGGCGGCCCGCGCCGCUCUCCGCCGCCCGCGCUCGGGGCAGGCGCUGUGUGGCGCCUGCUUCUGCGCUGCCUUCGAGGCCGAGGUGCUGCACACGGUGCAGAGGGGCCGCCUGCUGCCUCCGGGCGCUGUGGUGGCGGUGGGCGCCUCAGGCGGCAAGGACUCCACAGUGCUGGCACACGUGCUGCGCGCACUCGCGCCACGCCUGGACAUCACGCUGCACUUGGUGGCCGUGGAUGAGGGCAUCAGUGGGUACCGGGACGCGGCGCUGGCGGCUGUACGGAGCCAGGCGGCCAGCUGGGAGCUGCCCCUCACCAUCGUGGCCUAUGCAGACCUCUUCGGGGGCUGGACGAUGGACGCUGUGGCCCGCAGCACGGCCGGCUCGGGCCGCAGCCGCUCCUGCUGCACCUUCUGCGGGGUGCUGCGGCGCCGCGCGCUCGAAGAGGGGGCGCGCCGUGUGGGAGCCACGCACAUUGUGACCGGUCACAACGCGGACGACAUGGCAGAGACCGUGCUCAUGAACUUCCUGCGGGGCGACGCGGGGCGGCUGGCCCGCGGCGGGGGCCUAGGGUCUGCGGGUGAGGGUGGCGCGCUACCGCGCUGCCGGCCGCUGCAGCUGGCGUCGCAGAAGGAGGUGGUGCUGUACGCGCACUUCCGCCGCCUGCGGUACUUCUCCCGCGAGUGCUCGUUCGCCCCCGAGGCCUUCCGCGGGCACGCGCGCCAGCUGCUCAAGCUCCUGGAGGCGGCGAGGCCAUCUGCCGUGCUGGACCUGGUGCACUCGGCCGAGCGCCUGGCGCUGGUCCCCGCCGCGCGCCCCCCGCGCCCCGGCACCUGCUCCCGAUGCGGAGCGCUGGCCAGCCGCGCGCUCUGCCAGGCCUGCGCGCUCCUGGAUGGCCUCAACCGCGGCCGCCCGCGGCUGGCCAUUGGCAAGGGCCGGCGCGGGCUGGACGAGGAGCUGGAAGAUGCGGGGCCAGGGCCAGAGAGUAGGGGGUCGGGGUCUGCUGCUGCUGAGUCCAAGGCUAUCCCUGCGGCCCCUCCAGUCCCCUUGGGCACAGGUGAGGGUGGAGGUAGGGCUGGAGCCUGGGAGCUGUAGUCCCUCUGGGCCCGAUGUUAUUUAUGCCAGGGUCCGGAGGGUGGGGGUGUAUGGGCUGCACAUCUGGGUCUGGGUGAGGAGGGGCUGGUCACUGAACCCCAUGGUGGGGCUUGGAUGGCUCAGGCUGGUUCAACCCUAUUUGCCCACAGAGAGGUAAACAAAGUCAUAGGAUGCGUGCAAGCACUAUCUGCAGACAACUGUACUUAAACCCCACCUCGACCUCCAGAUUGAGCUGGCCUGUGCGGGCUGGGCCCCUCUCAGGUCUCCUGUCUUCCUGUCCCCAAGAAGGAUGGGCUGGUGGGCUCCAGUGACAGCUUGGCCAUGUAGUAAUAACCUUCUGAUUCCUCCUCUGAAAGUGGAGUCAGCUCUGGUCUUUGGGGUGGACACUGUUGAGAGAGAUGGGAAGCCUGAGGUGGAUGUGUCAGAUAUGGAAGGGGGGAGGUGGUCAAGUGUCUCCAGAGACCUGCCUGCCAAGUGGCCACCAGGGGCGCUAGUUUCCGGUUCCCAGGUCACAGAAUGCAGGCGCUGGAAGGGGUGAGACCCCAGCCUUCCCAGGACUUGUUCUCAGCCACCUCCCCGUUGCUAGCCUGGGUUUUAUUGUCCUGCCUUGAUACUUCCCCUUCGCCCACCCAGCCCUGGACAGGAGACACUCCCAGCCCUCCUACCCCAGCCUUACAGCCUUCCCAACCCCUUGGACUUCCUUUCUGUUUCAUGGAGCUGGUGGGCAGGACAUCGGGCUGCCCCAGGUUACCCCGGUAACAGCAUGGGGUAAUUAACCAUCCAAGUGUUCCUCCAGCACUUCCGUAUGUUGGGGUGGAGGGGCUCCAGGGGCCUGAUCUCCUGACUGACAUUGUUCAAGAGACCCAGCAGGUGUCAAAUAAAUGUUUAACAUCAGAUAGGAGUGAAUGUCCCAGCUUUUUUUCAAAGGAGGGAUGUGGGGAGAGGAGGGCUCCAAGAGCCUUUGAAGUAGGAACCCAUAUUUCAGCCAUAGGCAUUGGAGCAGAGAUGGCAUAAAGGCAAAGAAGCCAGCAGUCCUCUGCAGGGGAGAGGGCUCCCUGGGCAGAGGAA